GGGCAAUCCAGAGCGCGGUCCCAGCGUUCUGCGGUUGCCGCCACCUCGUCCUCCCGAGAGCCGGCCCCUCCCUCGCCUGUCGCAGUCACCCGGGAUACGGACUGCGCCUGCCAGCCGACCCGAAGCUGGUUUCAUGGCAGCUCCGAAGAAAGCUGAUUUGGGCCCUUUGGUGGGAGCAGUGGACCAAGGCACUAGCUCGACGCGAUUUUUGGUUUUCAAUUCAAAAACAGCCGAACUGCUUAGUCAUCAUCAAGUAGAAAUAAAACAAGAGUUCCCAAAGGAAGGAUGGGUAGAACAAGAUCCUAAGGAAAUCCUUCAGUCUGUCUACGAAUGUAUAGAGAAAACGUGUGAGAAACUUGGACAGCUCAAUAUUGACAUUUCCAACAUAAAAGCCAUCGGUGUCAGUAACCAGAGGGAAACGACCUUAGUUUGGGACAAAGUGACCGGAGAACCUCUCUACAAUGCCGUUGUGUGGCUUGAUCUAAGAACGCAGUCUACUGUUGAACGUCUUAGUAAAAGAAUUCCAGGAAAUAAUAACUUUGUCAAGUCCAAGACUGGCCUUCCACUUAGCACUUACUUCAGUGCUGUGAAACUUCGCUGGCUUCUGGACAAUGUGGAAACCGUUCAGAAGGCUGUGCAGGAAGAUAGAGCACUAUUUGGGACCGUUGAUUCCUGGCUUAUUUGGUGUUUGACAGGAGGAGUGAAUGGAGGUGUCCAUUGCACGGAUGUAACGAAUGCAAGUAGGACUAUGCUUUUCAACAUUCACUCUUUGGAAUGGGAUAAAGAGCUUUGCGAGUUUUUUGGAGUGCCACAGAAAAUUCUCCCAAAUGUCCGGAGUUCUUCUGAGAUUUAUGGCCUAAUGAAAAUCUCUCAUAGGCUGAAAGCUGGAGCCUUGGAAGGUGUGCCGAUCUCUGGGUGUUUGGGGGACCAGUCUGCUGCAUUGGUGGGACAGAUGUGUUUCCAGGAUGGACAAGCCAAAAACACGUAUGGAACAGGCUGUUUCUUACUGUGUAACACAGGCCGCAAGUGUGUAUUUUCUGAACAUGGUCUCCUAACCACCAUUGCUUACAAACUUGGUAGAGACAAACCAGUAUAUUAUGCGCUGGAGGGAUCUGUCGCCAUCGCUGGUGCUGUUAUUCGCUGGUUAAGAGACAACCUUGGGAUUAUAAAUACCUCAGAUGAAAUUGAAAAACUUGCUAAAGAAGUAGGUACUUCUUAUGGCUGCUACUUUGUGCCAGCAUUUUCAGGGUUAUAUGCACCUUAUUGGGAGCCCAGUGCAAGAGGGAUCAUCUGUGGGCUCACUCAAUUUACCAAUAAGUGCCACGUUGCUUUCGCUGCAUUAGAAGCUGUUUGUUUCCAAACCCGCGAGAUUUUGGAUGCCAUGAACCGCGACUGUGGAAUACCACUCAGUCAUUUGCAGGUAGACGGAGGAAUGACCAACAAUAAAAUUCUAAUGCAACUACAAGCAGACAUUCUGUAUAUUCCAGUAGUGAAGCCCUCCAUGCCUGAAACAACUGCCCUGGGCGCUGCUAUGGCCGCGGGGGCUGCGGAAGGUGUCGGCGUGUGGAGCCUUGACCCUGAGGAUUUGUCAGCAGUUACGAUGGAACGUUUCGAACCCCAGAUCAAUGCUGAGGAAAGUGAAAUUCGUUAUUCUACGUGGAAGAAAGCGGUGAUGAAAUCAAUGGGUUGGUGUACCACUCAGACUCCAGCAAGUGGUGACCCUAGUAUCUUCUGUAGUCUACCCCUGGGCUUUUUUAUAGUGAGUAGCAUGGUAAUGUUAAUCGGAGCAAGGUACCUCUCAGGUACCCAGUAAAUAGUACCAGUUCAUGGAUUACAAAGAUUGGAGCUUUUUAUUUAAUGAGAGAAUUCAACAAUUCUAUUUCUGUAUCGGAGAACACUAUGCAUAGACUCUGGUUUUAUUUUUGAGCCACGUGUGCUGCAUGAUUUAUCUUCCAAAGAGACUUGUGUCUUGAAAUAAAAUGCAGCAGAACGAAUAGUAUAACAACAUUUGGUGUGUUUUUUAACAUUUAGCUAAGAUUGGACCAGCCAUUUUGAGGGUCAUCCCUCAUAAUUUUGGUCCCAUUUUCUCUAAGGAAGAAUUUGUACCCUGUCCCGUCAAUCUUUUGCCAGUUAAUCACUGAAGGGUCAGGAUUUGAUUCUCCACACUACACAUAGUUAAAAGCCAUGUUUGUUUCAUUCCCCAAAAGCUCUCUUUUCAGCAUAUUAGAUUCAACACAGUAUAUGCACUAAAUUUUUUUAGUUAAAAUUUAGAACCCACACAAAGUAUAUAACUUUUGAAAAGUCUUUGCCAAAACUGAAAUUAUUGAGACAUUUUACUGUACAAUCUUGCUAGUUAUAUUGAAUUGUUCUCUGGAUCUUAUGUGAUAUUUCACAUGCUUUCCUUUUAUUUCCAUCUGUUUGCAUUUUUUACUUUAUAUGUUUUCAUAUGUGUCUAUACAAUUUAUAUAUAAUGGUAGCCGUUUAUAAAUUGAGUACAAUUUACAAGGCUCACUAAUUACAUUGUAUUGUUUGGGUUUCACAGGGACAAUAAAUACCUUUUUUCUUUUCAUUUAUCCUUUUAAUAUUCCUUACUUUGUAUAACACGCAGAUAUUUUAUACUGGGCGUAUCCCAUUUAUAAAUUAAGAAAACAUUGUUUUCAGCUGGUUAUAUUGAGGCUGGUCUGAAAUACACCACUUUGUGCAUACAUUUUUUUUGGGGGGAACCACUGUAUAUAUAUUUUUUGGUAAUGGUUAUCCAGAUUAUUUACCAUAAACAACUUUUUGUUAAAGAGCCAAUACUUAAAUUUUAACUAAAUGUUCUAUGUCAAUAAGAGAAAAUGUACUUUAUGUCUUCAACUUUAUUUGUUAUACCUUAGGUUUUUAUUUGUUUUAGCUUAAUAGACACUCUAAAUCUGGACGGAGCACUACAGUAUAUGUUGAGUUGGAACACAAUCACUGUCCUAUAUACAUAUUUUUGGAUAUCUCUGUAAUCCUCGUGAGGUAUAGCAAAAGAGCCAACUAAGGUCCUAAAUUGACAAGAUUGCUCUUUUUCUAAUAUGGCUAUUGCUGAUAUGCAAUUAUAAACUCUGAAGACAGGAAAUUAUCUAUACUUAAUUGUAUAUAAUCACAGCUAAGAAUCAGUUUUCCAUUAUAAUGUCUUUUAACGAAACCACUGAUUUUCGAGAUUUAGUAUGACAUACUGUAAAGAUAACCUACCACACCUUCUUGAUGUCAUUUUAAAUAUUUAAAACUUCCUGUUUGUUACAAAUAAGGAUUUAUUGCUUCCUAAUUAUUUUCUUCCAUGCUGAAAAUGGGAACAUGUAUAAAUAGUAUAAGGGGAUUCAUUUUGUUUGAAAUUAGUGGUCACCUCUAAAUUGUAUUUGCUGGGUUUUAUUGAUGCAGCUGCUACUUUAAUGACAGUAUAGAAUGGUUCUGUGAAAUUACUGCAUUUUGGGAAGGGGACAUUAUUUCUAGAAAUAUUGUUUCUGCGAUGAUUGGGUGAAUUGUAAAUAAUUGUGAAUCUCACUGUUGAAAUAAUUUUUAGAUUAUACUAAUUUUCUAUAAAUCACAAUAUUUAUAAAUAUUUGAAAUUGUUACAUGUUGCUAUUUAAUGGUAAAUUUACUUAAAAUAAACUGACCACUUAUUCUUU
Molecule: messenger RNA, 3650 nt
Organism: Sorex araneus (European shrew)
Lineage: Eukaryota; Metazoa; Chordata; Mammalia; Eulipotyphla; Soricidae
Gene: GK
Product: glycerol kinase
Exons: 21
Coding region: 134-1813 (559 amino acids)
Biological process (GO): glycerol-3-phosphate biosynthetic process; glycerol metabolic process; triglyceride metabolic process
Cellular component (GO): mitochondrion
Molecular function (GO): glycerol kinase activity
Source: RefSeq, a predicted model, not a curated record